This is a messenger RNA of Impatiens glandulifera, 2733 nucleotides long. Its product is annotated as K(+) efflux antiporter 3, chloroplastic. Gene Ontology annotation, cellular component: membrane; chloroplast. The transcript has 19 exons. The record is from RefSeq and is a predicted model, not a curated record. The coding region runs from base 196 to 2556 and encodes 786 amino acids. Lineage: Eukaryota; Viridiplantae; Streptophyta; Magnoliopsida; Ericales; Balsaminaceae. Gene Ontology annotation, molecular function: antiporter activity. Gene Ontology annotation, biological process: proton transmembrane transport; potassium ion transport.
CCUCACAGACCACAGAACAAAUGUCCGCAAGAAUCUCUCUCCAUUUUUUCCUCUUUCUCUCUCCUCCUCUCUCCCACUCACACGCAAACACAAAAAUCACACUUCUUGACCACACAGUUUUCCGUCUUCUACAGUUUCCAACACUUAAUUUAUUAAGAAAUUCAGAACGUUAUACUAUUUUCUAGUGUUAUCAGCAUGCUGGGUUCGAUUGCUUUCCAUCACAGCCAUAAGGGAUAUCACAUUAUCAAACAAAGAAGUGGAACCAGAGCUGAUUUGUGCCCCAAAAGACGAAUUCCCUAUGCAAUCUUUACAGAGAGAUUUCACGUACCAUCUUUAUCCACAGGUCACCAUUUUACUUCCAUUACAAAUGCCUCCAAUAGCAGACUUUUUCCAUUAUCGACAACUGGCAGAGGGAUGAUGUACUCCAAUCAUGGCUUUGUUCGGAGGCACAGUUACAAGACACGUGCCACACUCGAUGUUGCUAGUGCUAUAGAUGUUAUCAAUGACUUAGGAUUGGAUACUCUGACAUUCUUGGUUGUUACGGUUAUGGUUGUUCCUGCAUUCACAAGAAUCAAAUCUAGCCCUAUUCUUGGAUUCUUCUCUGCGGGCGUGAUCCUAAAUCAAUUUGGUCUGAUCAGGAAUCUUACAGAUGUUAAGAUUCUGUCUGAAUGGGGAAUCCUCUUCUUGCUUUUUGAGAUGGGUUUAGAGCUCUCUCUUGAUCGCUUAAAAGCUCUAGCCAAGUUUGCUUUUGGUAUGGGAUUAACUCAGGUCAUAUUAUCUACGCUUGCAUUUACUGCAUUCGAGCUUCCUCCUAAUGAUGCCAUCGGUACAAGAAUUCUGGAGUUCCUUUUUCACUCAAGGUCUGAUUUGGUGAAUAUAAGAAGUGUUGAUGAGGCCAUAGUAAUUGGUGCUGCUCUUUCACUAUCUUCUUCAGCUUUUGUUCUGCAGCUUCUUGCAGAAAGGGGUGAGCUACCCACUAGAUUUGGCUCAGCGACAUUGGGAAUACUUUUGCUACAGGAUAUAGCAGUUGUCCCUCUGUUAGUCGUACUCCCUGUUCUGGAGAGUCAGAGUUUGGAGGGGAGUAUUUUGCCGACACUUGCUAAAGAAAGUUUGAAGGCAUUAGGUGGGCUAGGUCUACUUUCUUUUGGAGGAAAAUAUAUACUCAGGAGAGUUUUUGAGGUUGUUGCUGAAACGAGGAGCUCAGAAGCAUUUGUUGCUCUCUGUUUAUUGACUGUUGCUGGGACUUCCCUUAUAACUCAGAAGUUGGGCUUCAGUGAUACGCUUGGAGCUUUUCUGGCUGGAGCGUUAUUAGCAGAAACAAAUUUCCGGACCCAAAUAGAAGCUGAUAUAAGGCCAUUUAGAGGCUUGCUUCUUGGACUAUUUUUUGUUACUACUGGCACCUCUAUCGACACACAGCUUCUUAUACGAGAAUGGCCGAACGUAUUAUCCCUCUUGGCUGGUUUAAUUGUCAUCAAGACCUUAAUUAUAACAGCUCUUGGUCCCCGGGUUGGAUUAACUUUGCGAGAGAGUGUAAGAAUUGGUUUACUUCUAUCCCAAGGAGGGGAAUUUGCAUUUGUUGUUUUCUCCUUAGCAAACCAGCUUGGAGUGCUACCACUAGAAUUGAACAAAUUGCUCAUAAUUGUUGUGGUGUUGUCAAUGGCACUAACCCCAUUGCUUAAUGAGGUUGGAAGGAAGGCUUCUGAUUUCAUUGGUGAAAAGCUUGAUGAAGAGGAUAAUACUGCUGAAAUGGUGAACUUUGAAGCCACUGAGCCUGUUGUCAUCCUUGGAUUUGGUCAAAUGGGCCAGGUUCUAGCCAAGUUUCUUUCAAUGCCAUUGCUUCCUGGAGUUGAAGGUUAUUUUACGGGAUGGCCUUAUGUGGCUUUUGAUCUUGAUCCUUCAGUUGUGAAGGCAUCAAGAGCCCUUGGCUUUCCUAUCCUGUAUGGUGAUGCAUCUCGACCUGCAGUUCUUCAGUCUGCUGGUAUUUCUUUACCAAAAGCAUUCAUGGUCAUGUACACUGGAAGGAAAGGAACAGUUGAAGCUGUGAAAAGGAUCCGGCUUGCAUUUCCUGGGACACCCAUAUAUGCGAGAGCUCAAGAUCUUUCACAUCUUUUAGAGCUGAAGAAAGCAGGUGCAACAGAUGCUAUUCUUGAAAAUGCGGAGACUAGUCUGCAGCUAGGAUCGAAGCUGUUGAAGGGUCUUGGUGUGAUGUCGGAUAAUGUGAAUUUUCUUAGUCAGCUUCUGCGAGACUCCAUGGAAUUACAAGCUCAGGAAGCCCUGGACAGAACGGAAGGCCAAGAAAUUGAUGCAGUGAAGCCACUCCAGGUAAGGGUUGCAGAUUCGAUUGGAACAAAACUAGCCGCAUCAUCUGUGUCGGCUGAGAACACGUCUCUGAGAUUAGGAAGCAGCAGCAGCUCAAUAGAAGCAUAUCGUUUAUUGGUUAGUUCGGAAGAUGAAGAAGAAAAGUUGGUGAAUGAUGAAGAAGAAAUGGAGGAUUUAGAUGGCAGAGGUGUUUCAUAUUGUGAAUUGGAUAACACCAACAGUUACCCGAAGAUUUGAUCUUCAUCAAUGAAUGAAGAGAAAAGAAGAGAAGAGACAAUUUGAAAUGUCCAGUUUUAUUUCAUUUUCUAUUUCUUCUUUUUCCCAUCCAUAUAUAUCAUGUAUAUUCUAUAUAGCCAUUUUUUCUUAAAAAGUAUUAAUUUAGAAUUAAAGAUAUUGAUUUUAUUUAUGCAUUUU